This is a messenger RNA of Lemur catta (Ring-tailed lemur), 2890 nucleotides long. RefSeq names its product replication protein A1 (gene RPA1). Gene Ontology annotation, biological process: double-strand break repair via homologous recombination; nucleotide-excision repair; meiotic cell cycle. Gene Ontology annotation, molecular function: single-stranded telomeric DNA binding; damaged DNA binding. Gene Ontology annotation, cellular component: DNA replication factor A complex; nucleus. The transcript has 18 exons. The coding region runs from base 96 to 1991 and encodes 631 amino acids. The record is from RefSeq and is a predicted model, not a curated record. Lineage: Eukaryota; Metazoa; Chordata; Mammalia; Primates; Lemuridae.
AACUGCUGGGCCAAUAGUUGUGCAGCGCGCGGGACCCCGGUAGUGAAGGUUGGGCUGCCAAGGUGCCAGAGCGCGGGAGUUAGCGCGGCGGAGCCAUGGUCGGCCAACUGAGCGAGGGGGCCAUUGCGGCCAUAAUGCAACAAGGAGAUACAACCAUAAAACCCAUCCUCCAAGUCAUUAACAUUCGUCCCAUUACCACAGGGAAUAGUCCACCCCGCUAUCGACUACUUAUGAGUGAUGGAUUGAACACUUUAUCCUCUUUCAUGUUGGCAACACAGUUGAACCCUCUUAUUGAGCAAGAACAAUUGUCCAGCAACUGUAUUUGCCAGAUUAACCGAUUUAUUGUUAACACUCUGAAAGAUGGAAGGAGAGUAGUUAUUUUAAUGGAAUUAAAAGUUUUGAAAUCAGCUGAAGAAGUUGGAUUAAAGAUUGGCAAUCCAGUGCCCUAUAACGAAGUGUCUAUGGAAUCUGUGGUGAUCUCACCUCUCGUUCCCGAUAUUGGACAUGGGCAGCAGCAAGUAGUUCCGUCUCCAGUCUCAGCAGCCAGUCCAGCAACCAACAAGCCCCAGCCACAGAAUGGGAGCUUGGGAAUGGGUUCCACUGUUUCCAAGGCUUAUGGUGUCUCAAAGACAUUUGGAAAAGCUGGAGGUACCAGUCUCUCGAACACUUCUGGGGGCACACAGGCCAAGGUGGUGCCCAUUGCCAGCCUCACUCCAUACCAGUCCAAGUGGACUAUUUGUGCUCGUGUAACCAACAAAAGUCAGAUCCGUACCUGGAGCAAUUCCCGAGGAGAAGGGAAGCUUUUCUCUCUAGAACUAGUUGAUGAAAGUGGUGAAAUCAGAGCUACAGCUUUCAAUGAGCAAGUGGACAAGUUCUUUCCCCUUAUUGAAGUGAACAAGGUGUAUUAUUUCUCAAAAGGUACCCUGAAGAUUGCUAACAAACAAUUCUCAGCUGUUAAAAAUGACUAUGAGAUGACCUUCAGUAACGAGACCACUGUCAUGCCCUGUGAAGAUGAUCGUCAUUUACCUACAGUUCAGUUUGAUUUCACAGGGAUUGGUGACCUAGAGAGCAAGCCCAAAGACUCACUUGUAGACAUAAUCGGGAUCUGCAAGAACUAUGAAGAUGCCACUAAAAUCAUAGUGAAGUCUAACAACAGAGAGGUUGCUAAGAGAAAUAUCUAUCUGAUGGACACUUCAGGGAAAGUGGUGACUGCUACUCUGUGGGGGGAAGAUGCUGAUAAAUUUGAUGGCUCUAGACAGCCUGUGAUGGCUAUCAAAGGAGCCCGAGUUUCUGAUUUUGGUGGACGGAGCCUGUCUGUACUGUCUUCAAGCACUAUCAUUGUGAAUCCUGACAUCCCAGAGGCCUAUAAACUUCGUGGAUGGUUCGACUCAGAAGGACACGACUUAGAUGGUGUUUCCAUCUCUGAUCUCAAGAGUGGAGGAGUAGGAGGGAGCAACACCAACUGGAAAACUUUAUAUGACGUUAAAGCAGAGAACCUGGGCCAAGGUGACAAGGCAGACUAUUUUAGCUCGGUGGCAACAGUGGUGUUUCUUCGCAAAGAGAACUCUAUGUACCAGGCCUGCCCGACUCAGGACUGCAAUAAGAAAGUGAUUGAUCAACAGAAUGGAUUAUACCGUUGUGAGAAGUGUAACCGUGAAUUUCCCAAUUUCAAGUACCGCAUGAUCCUGUCAGUAAAUAUUGCAGAUUUUCAAGACAAUCAGUGGGUGACUUGUUUCCAGGAGUCUGCUGAAGCCAUCCUCGGUCAAAACACUGCUUAUCUGGGGGAACUGAAAGACAAGAAUGAACAGGCAUAUGAGGAAGUUUUUCAAAAUGCCAAUUUUCGAUCUUUCACGUUCAAGAUCAGGGUCAAACUAGAGAACUACAAUGACGAGUCUCGAAUCAAGGCCACGGUGAUGGACGUGAAGCCUGUGGACUACAGAGAAUAUGGCAGAAGGCUGAUCACAAACAUCAGGAGAAACUCAGUAAUGUGAGGAGAGUAGCACUGAUUGGGCAGAAGUUGGCAAAUAAAGAUCCCAGAUGGAAUCGAUUUCUUCCCACCCCUGUGUGAUAAUCCCACAUUAGCUACACCGUGCAGAGAGCCUCUUUAUGGUGGACUCUAAGCAAUUUCCUCUCUUGUGUGCGUCUCGCAACCCACUGGUAGGCAAAGGAAAAUAUGCUGGAUGGCUGUGGUAUAUAAGCUGUGUCAGGCCUAGGGGGUCGGCCAGCAGGUAGUAUAGUACCACUCUCUGUCUUUCAGACUUUCGUUAAUUUUAUUAAGACUUCAUUAUCAUUACGCAGGAAUUAUGUCGCAAGUAAUUGACCCUAACUGCAGACAGAGAAAUAAAUUAUGUAACUAGGAUUUUGUUUGUCCGAGUGGUGACAACUUCACGACUUGGGUUGCUUCUUGCGGGGAGAGCUGAGAAGUGGCUGUGGGGAACCUGGGUAUUUUAGUAAGUGUGUCUUCCUAGAAUUCAAAGGCACUCUCUUUGUAGAGGUGCCACAUAGUUGUUAAUGCUUGGAAUGGCAAUAGCAUAGAAUUAUUAAUCAAAGGCAUAUCUUUUAUAUCUGAAGAAUAUCCUUCCUUCAGGGUUUAAUAGACUGAGUCAGAUGGGUCUGAUAUUAAUCAAAAUUGUCUCUUCUGAGGACGGCUGAUAAGCAUUGACUUGCUGUCCCCUAGGGACAUCCAGGCAACUACAAAGCAUUGCUUUAGUUUUCACUUCAAUUAAUGUUACAUUUUGGUGAUGGAUGCACACUUUUUCUACCUGUACAUACUUCUUGCAUUUGUAUGUUUCAUUUCUUGACUAAAGCUGUGUUAAAUAGAAAGGAGUUUGAAGGGAGAGGCCCUUUGUUUCCCUUACUUUGUUUUAAUAAACAGUAUAUUCUUUGUGAA